Messenger RNA from Blastomyces gilchristii SLH14081, 2632 nucleotides. RefSeq lists its product as hypothetical. The coding region runs from base 53 to 1639 and encodes 528 amino acids. Lineage: Eukaryota; Fungi; Ascomycota; Eurotiomycetes; Onygenales; Ajellomycetaceae. The transcript is spliced from 3 exons. The record is from RefSeq and is a predicted model, not a curated record.
CCUUCCGCAGCAACGCUUCUCUUGCUAGAAAUAACCAUUUCCCAUCUUCAUAAUGGCUCGUCAUCAAAUGAUGCCCAGUAUCGAGUGUCAAACGCCGAUAGUCGCCAGAAAACGCCUGGCACCCGAAGCCAAAGGGAAACAAGCUAAGCGAGUUAAGAGAGAACCACAGAAACAGCAACCGAAGUACUACCGCAGGAGCGUGCGGCUAAGCAAUAAAAAAGCCCUUACAACUGACUCUCCCACCCGCAUCCACAACCGAGAACAGAAUACAAAACCGAAUGAUAAACGGCCCUGUGAAGAUCAAGCGCGCUCCUCCCCAAAGCGACCCCGCUCGUCUACGAGCUUAGCCAUUGAAUAUCCUUUUGUAGAAGAGCAGCGUGAUAUUGCCAACUGGAAGAAGGUUGACCUGAUCGGAUAUUGGUGCAAGAACGAUCGCUGGCCUAUAGAAUAUUUUGAAGCACAACCUGGACAGAUUGAAAAUAUGAGCCACCUUCUUGCAAAGAAAAAAUCAACGGCUUCUCUUCGCCGCAAGAACUCAAAUUCAAGUCUUGUUACAGGCUCCAACACUCCUACUGAUCAAGAGUCAAGAGACGGAAAGAGUGCCAAGUACAGAAGCGCUACUUAUGAAACCGUUCUCGCUACUAAAGGCAGCUUCAUGCGCAAGUCGGAUUUAGGAAUAACAGAUAGGAGCAAGGGGAUUUGUAAGGAGUUGCUGGAAAGGGAUCAACCUGUUCCCAAACACACGCUCUUUCGGGAUGAUACAUUUGAUGAAUUUUGUCAAAGGCUACAAGGAAAGAAUGAGUCAAGAGUUAUCCAGGAUAUAUCUCGAGUAAUUGUGCCUUCGGCAGAAUCUCUCGCAGUUGACGGAGCCAAGACCCUUAAACACUUGGUUGAAAGCGUCAAUGAACAGUGGAGCUCCUCCAUUGCUUUCUGUGGACCACGUCCUCAGCCCGAUUAUGCGGUCGGGUUCGGCCGUUCUGCGUUCACAGAAGACCAACUAAAGACGUUCGAGCCUUUCCUCGGCUAUGACCCGGAUACCUACAGCUCUUACUUCCUAGCCACCUUCUAUAUGUACUUUCCUUUCCUGACCAGCGAGGUCAAGGGUACCGCCGCCCUCGACAUCGCUGAUCGACAGAACGCACACAGCAUGACCCUCUCUGUGAGGGGCGUCGUUGAGCUGUUUAAACUUGUGGGACGCGAAGAGGAGGCCAAUCGCGAGAUCUUGGCGUUCUCGAUCUCGCACGACCACAGGACAGUGAGAAUGUACGGCCACUAUGCAGUCAUCGAAGGGGACAAGACAUCUUUCUACCGUCACCCAAUCAAAACAUUUGACUUUACCAGCGAGGAGGGAAAGGAUAAGUGGAGUGCAUACACGUUUACUAAGAAUGUUUAUGAUAUAUGGAUGCCAGACCACCUGAAAAGGAUCCGGUCUGCCAUUGAUGAGAUCCCUCGUGGAGUAAGUUUUGACCUUUCACAGCCAGGACUUGGACUCUCUCGAUCAAACGCCCCGUCAUUUUUAGAUGAGGAUGACAGCCAACCAAGUCAAGCUAGCUUUGUAGGCUCAGCAGAAGUUACACCCAAUACUUCCUUCACCCAACAGACGCAGCAGGCAUUGAAGCGACCAAGGAGGCAGAAAUAGCGUGCAUCAACAUAGGUGGUUAAGACAAGACUUAAUUAUUAUCAUUUGGAUUAUUCUACAUGUGUUAUGUCAACUAAAUCCAGAAUAUCUUUCCGUAAACUCAUAAGCUGGUUGUUAGACUGCGGGGCAGCACAUCCGAUGAUAGCCUAUUAUGACGCUGCGCACCACCAGUAAUGAUAAAAAGUUUUCGCCCAUUCACACCAGUCCAAUCGCAGCCAGGUGGGGGCCACAUCCCACAUCAUGCCUGCGUGCCUGGGCAGAUAUUGGAUACAUGCUUCUCUUGGCUAGCGGAGUCAUGUGAUCGCUCCUUUUCAUCGUAUUCACGAAACGAUGCCACGCUUUCGAUCGCGGGCCAAAAAGCGGGAUGCUCGUUGGAAAUAUCCAAGGAGGCCCUGCGCCAAGAGGGCGAAUGCCAAAGUUUCAUCAUAGGGCUUUCGGGCUGCGGUUUAUAUUUUUUCCUUUGUGUUGGGGAACCUACCAAAAACAGCUCACACAGCGCCAGCAUCCUUCACUAGAAUUCCACAAGUUUCUUUGGCUGUGUACUGUAAACGCCGUCCUUUCUCUCUCUGCUCUGUGAUCUCGUCUGUUCUGCCACCUUGUAGUCCUCUGCCCAACUAUAGUACUUUGUGGGAUUUUACUCUUUGUAAUUUGGGUGGCCGGCCGUUGCAUAAUGAAGCAUUUGAUCAGAAUAUCGGAGUAACAGGCGGUUUUGAUGUCGUAGUUAUUGUGGAAGGUGUAAAGCUUGUGAGAAGUUAUAUGUGUAGCGUCCGCCCCAGUUGCGUUGCCAUAGCGAACGCUCCGCCUACACGUGAUCUCAUAUGUAAUAUAUAUAUAGCUAGCUCUUCUCACACGAAUACAACAGAUUAACCAUUCCACAGGUUAUAGCCCGGAUAGCACGUUUUUACAAAGAAUUACAUUAUUUUUAUUUUUUUUACUUUUGUUUAAAAACACCUGUGUAAGUAUUGAAUGUGUUCACUCUGAAUAGAAGAAUUC